GCUGACGUAUUUAUCCCUCGCCGGAAGAGAAUCGGACUCUUCGAAGCUACAAACAACUAAAACUGUUGUUUGUAUUGAUUCAACUGAUUAAAUCGUCAGAUUUUUUUUUUUAUCGGUCCCGAUGGCUUUGGAGACUUGUCCCAAGGAUCUGCGCCACUUGAGGGCAUGCCUUUUAUGCUCUCUUGUGAAGACUAUUGACCAGUUUGAAUAUGAUGGAUGUGACAACUGUGAGUCCUAUCUUCAGAUGAAGGGGAAUCGAGAAAUGGUCUAUGAGUGUACAAGUUCCUCGUUUGAUGGUGUCAUAGCCAUGAUGAGUCCCGAGGACAGCUGGGUGGCAAAGUGGCAAAGAAUCAGUAACUUUAGGCCAGGUGUCUAUGCUGUAACUGUGACAGGACGGCUCCCUCCCGGUGUGGUGAGAGAGCUGAAGAGCAGAGGAGUGAUCUACAAAUCCAGAGACACUGCUGUGAAGACAUAAGCCUAGCGGUUACCAUGACAUCUAAACGUAAAAACAGACAACAAAUCCUGUCAACACAAGCUUGUUGAGAUGGAUGUUGUUGGUUGUGGGGUUUUUGUAAUUUUAAUGUAAUUUUUGUUUUGCAGCACCUAACAUAACUGUCCUGUUUUUCAUUUUUUUAAAGAUCAUGUGUUUUGUUGGUAAUUGUUUUGCAUGGGAAGGGUUUGCUCUCAUAUGGCUAUAAUUCCUUUCAGUGAUUUCAUUUACGAAGCUGGAGUGUAUUUAUCUUUAUAAUAAACUCUUCUUUUGUAAAAUAAAAAAGAGAAAACCC
This is a messenger RNA of Esox lucius (northern pike), 785 nucleotides long. It is a transcript of the gene supt4h1, whose product is annotated as SPT4 homolog, DSIF elongation factor subunit. The record is from RefSeq and is marked provisional. Gene Ontology annotation, cellular component: nucleus; DSIF complex. Gene Ontology annotation, molecular function: zinc ion binding; RNA polymerase II complex binding. Gene Ontology annotation, biological process: mRNA processing; chromatin organization; regulation of transcription elongation by RNA polymerase II. Lineage: Eukaryota; Metazoa; Chordata; Actinopteri; Esociformes; Esocidae.